This is a messenger RNA of Lolium rigidum, 1452 nucleotides long. RefSeq names its product BAG family molecular chaperone regulator 7. Gene Ontology annotation, cellular component: plasmodesma. Bases 2 to 1192 code for a protein of 396 amino acids. The record is from RefSeq and is a predicted model, not a curated record. Gene Ontology annotation, biological process: protein folding. The transcript has 3 exons. Lineage: Eukaryota; Viridiplantae; Streptophyta; Magnoliopsida; Poales; Poaceae.
CAUGGGCUCCUCCCACCGCCACCUCCUCCGCCUCCUCGACGACCCCUUCUUCCCCUUCCCUCCACCACCACCCUCCUCCUGCCCCUUCCUCCCUUCCCCAUUCGCCUUCCCCCACCACGACCUCGACACCCUCGACCUCUUCCUCCCGCCCCACCACACCGCCGACCCCUUCUUCCCCACCCCCUCCCCCUUCACCGCCCCCCACGCCUUCCUCCUCCACGACCUCACCGACCGCGUCGCCGCCCUCGAGCUCGCCCUCGCCGCCCGCGCGCCCCAGCCCGCGCGCCGCAAGUGCACCUACGCCGCCACAUCCCCGGGCGGCCGCAAGGUCAAGUGGACCGCCGAGGAGAAGCCGCGCACCGGCCUCCGCGCGCUCAAGUGGGAGGCCGAGCUCGCCUCCCCCAACGAAGACGGAUUCGACCGCAAGUGGCGGUGGGAGACCAAGUCCAAGGCCGGCAAGGCCAAGACCAAGUGGGGCACCGAGAUCAAGGGCAAGGGAUGCCUCGAGCCAUGGUCCCACGCCUACUCCUGGGAGGAGGACUUCAGCGGGUCAGACGACGACGACGAACAGGAGCGCAAGCCGGAGAAGAAGAAGGAGAUCAAGCCCGCCGCCAAGGAGGACAAGAAGGACAAGAAGACGACCAAAUGCGUCCAGAUCGAGGAGAUCCCCGAGGACAACACCGCCGGAUGCGACGCCAUCAGGAAGGCUUUUGCUAUGGGCAACGACAAGGGGAAGGCCAAGGAGCUGUCGCCGCAGGACGCCGCGCUGCUCAUCCAGAUGAACUACAGGAAGCACCUCGCCCACCGCUCCCAGGUGCUGCGCUGCCUGCGCGACCUCGCCGUGGCCAAGGCCAAGCUCAAGGAGCUCAGGUCCUUGUUCUACAACCUCAAUUACAGGCGCCGCUGCAGCCAUGACCAUGAGGAGCGCCAGAGGUUCUCUGAGAAGAUUAUUGUCCUGCUCCUCACUGUCGAUGCGCUUGAGGGACCUGACUUCAUGGUGAGGACGGCAAAGAAAUCUAUGCUGGAGGAACUCGAGGGGAUGCUGGAGAUUGUGGACCCACAGCCACCUGGUAAGGAGAGGUCGUUUAGCCGCCGAAAGUUUGAUCUUCCGCAGGGUGGAGCCAUCCCGAAUGAGAAGUCAGCUGCUGUGAACAACACAGUCAAAGUCAUCAACACGGGCAAGGGCAAGUAAUGUGGACCACUAGGUCCACCAUGCACAUCGUUGUCGCUGGGUACCACAGCCGAUCGAUGGAGCUUGUAGUGCCGUGCCUCGUGAGAAGUACGAUCUCCUUGUUAUUUUCUAGUAUCUCUGAGAAGUAUUGGACUUGUUGUGAACCAUUGUUGUGGUUGUUGUCGUCGCACUUGUAGCAUGUAUGAUCUGUGUCCUUUGCUUUGGACUUCUUGUAUGCUGUUGUUUGAACUGCAAGUAGAUGAAUUUGUGGUGCUUUAUCA